This is a messenger RNA of Wasmannia auropunctata (little fire ant), 1399 nucleotides long. RefSeq lists its product as uncharacterized. Bases 162 to 1004 code for a protein of 280 amino acids. The transcript has 4 exons. NCBI's taxonomy places the organism in Eukaryota, Metazoa, Arthropoda, Insecta, Hymenoptera, Formicidae. The record is from RefSeq and is a predicted model, not a curated record.
AGGAAAGACGAUAACAUAUUUACAUUAUUGCGAUAGCACUACACGUUACAUCCGUUAUUCGCGAGUAGCGUAGCGAGCGUAAUAUUUCAGUUGAUAAUAAAGCCAGACCAUUCGAUCGACAGUAGUCGUCCGACGAACAACGGGCAGAUAUCGGCGCACUAAUGUUGAAGAUCGUACGUAUCCGCGACGUUUUGACAAAAUGUCCUUUGACGCGAUUUUACACGCGGAAGGUAAGCCUACCAGCCAUCGGAGCGGAUCUACAGAAGGAGAUAGACAAGAUGCAGCGCUUCCGAUCGUCAGACCAGCCACCUAUAGUGUGGAAACACAUAGAGAAGACGGACAAGGACGGGAAGCGGUUGAAGUUCACGAUUCAGGAAAUACCCGAGGACCGGUACGAGGACGCGGUUGAACAUAUGUGCGCGAAUUUCUUAGCCGACGAACCGACCUGUAACUGUUUAAAUGCGAUAAAUGAUCCUAUAUUUGUGCAAGACAUAAGCACGUUAUGGCGCCUAUUAAUUGUUGAAGGCAUAUCCAUAGCCGCGUUCAUCGAUAAUCCUAACGGUGGGAAACCCAUAAUUGCCGGUAUGAACGCUAUGGGUAUUGACACUAAAAAUCAGAAAGAUAGCAUUUCCGGUUACCAGUUUAAGUCAGAGAAGUGCAAAAAUACGUUCGAUAUCGUAUCUAAAGCAACGAAGAUAGUGUACGAACGUUAUGGAGUUGACAAGUAUCUGUAUGCUAUUGGACUUAGCGUAGAGCCCGAUUAUCGAGGGUACGGAUUAGGCAAGGAUAUUUUGAAAAUGAGGGAUCUUGUCGGACCUAAAUACGGAGUACCAGCGACAUCCACUGCGUUUACAGCGAUAAAUUCGCAGAAGUCAGCGGCGGGUGCGGGGUUCGAAGUAUUCUAUACGAAAAAAUUCGCCGAUUGUGUGGACGAAAAUGGAAAAGAAUAUUUCCCCGGUAUUAAUUCCAAAGAAUUUCAAAUCAUGGGUAAAAGAUUGCUCUAAUAUGGCCUUGGCGAUACUUAAAAAGAUUUACUUAAUUUUGUAACUUGGAAUAAGUUUUACACACAUUAGUAAAUUCCUAUUGUAAAUUGCUCAAUAUUCCUUAAUAUUACCGUGAUUAUUAUGAUUUAAAUGACCAACAAAGGUCACAUUAUUAUCGAUUUUAAAAACGUAAGCAGACAUAAUUUCCGUUCUGAUAAACAUGUAUCCACGGCACUCGGAAUAUACAUAUAUAAGUAGUUAUUACAAAAGUUUAAUGACAUACCUCCCAUGCAAGCGUCGCGAAAGAGCGUCGUUUUGCGAGUUGCGCAUAACAAAAUCCUAUUAAAUAAUAUUAUAUACAAUUAUCUUCUACGAGAUAACGAAUAAAUUGUUAGUUUUUCCAAGUUUGAUGUAAA